Oncorhynchus tshawytscha (Chinook salmon) is the source of this 1742-nucleotide messenger RNA. Its product is annotated as heat shock protein beta-1-like. The record is from RefSeq and is a predicted model, not a curated record. The coding region runs from base 377 to 1003 and encodes 208 amino acids. Gene Ontology annotation, molecular function: protein folding chaperone. The transcript is spliced from 3 exons. Gene Ontology annotation, biological process: response to heat; protein refolding. NCBI's taxonomy places the organism in Eukaryota, Metazoa, Chordata, Actinopteri, Salmoniformes, Salmonidae.
UUCGAGUUAUCCUCUGCAGGUCCCAGGGCAACAGAGGAGCAGCACCACUGUUCCAACCAUGCCUAUCAACUCAUCCCAUGGAUAACACUUACUGCUUGAUAGGUGCUAGAAUGGAUCAGCUGGGUAUAUAAAUGUUGUGAGUGAUGCUGAUAUGUACAGGGCAAUCCAUCCCACUAUGAGGCAGCCUUCCUGAACUCUUUGGGGGAAAAUAUAGCUGCUCUUUUGUAUGGCGAGUCUAAGUCAUUAAACCAGAUAAACCAGUCAUUAAGCCAUUGUAAUUAGAUAGAGAUUGAAUAACAUUAGCUAGCCAAGGGGAAACUAAGAGAGGAGACAGGCUCCACCCCCAGUACCACUCUCAGAAGGUGAUUCAGAAGUCAUGGCUGACCACAACAAGGUAUUACCCCGUCCUCUUUUCCGCCAAGAUAUAAAUUGGGAUCCUUUCCGUGAGUGGACACAGCCUACCCACAUGAUCAUGGAGAAGGACUCUGGCCUCCCUCCUUUCCUGGAUCCAGGCGAUGUGAGCUGGAUAGAUUGGGCUAGGAAUACAUUGGCAUCAACCUCCUGGCCAGGGUACACACACUAUCCCCUCUUCAGCCUCAGCACUGUUCUUCCUGCUGCAGUGGCACCCCAGACUUCAGCCAGGCUUCAGAGGCAACUGUCUGGAGGAGUGUCAGAGAUCAGAACAGAACAGGGCAGAUGGAGGAUCACCCUGGAUGUUAAUCACUUCUCACCAGAGGAGAUAUCAAUCAAAACCAAGGGGGGCUUCCUGGAGAUUGCAGGUCAACAUGAUGAAAGGGAAGACGAACAUGGAUCAGUCUCAAGGUGCUUUAUAAGGAAAAACAAGCUGCCCCCUGGUGUGGACUUGCAGCACAUCAGCUCAUCUCUGUCUGGUGAAGGGGUUCUCUUAGUAGAAGCACCUCUACCAGGCUCAGCUACCACCAUCCUCCCCAGUGACAUGGUCAUCCCCAUUCAGAUCAAGCAUGAGCAGGAGGGGAAAGAGUGAAUCCAGUUGUCCAGAUGUUGAGAUCCAUCACAAUUAGAUAUAAAUCUUGGGGUAAAGCUUAGAAGUGAAUGACAGUGUUGACAACUUUUGACAAAAAUGUGAUUGUGGAUUAGGUAUUGGUCAUUCAAAAUGACAAACAUAGUGGCUUCUAUUGCUGUUGAAACCCUAUAACUUAAUUUACUCUCAUUGUAACCGCAAGGUUGUCAGGUUUUUCUAUGCAUUUUGGUUAAUCAUGUCCCAUGAUUUAACUAGCAAAACCAAGAUAAACAGAAAUCAUCAAGACUGAUGAAAUGUACUUUCUCAUUUGUCAAGUGAUAGGUUAAUUGGGAGUAAAAAUGACCAUGCGUAGGGCUAGGCGUCCUGCUAGCGGGACAACUUCCAGUGAAGCUGGAGGGCGCGUAAUUCAAAUAAAUAAUCAUAAAAAUGAUGGAUAUUAAACAUUUAGGUACAUACAAGUGUCUUAUAUUGGUUGAAAGCUUGUUAAUUUAACUGCACUGUUCGAUUUACAGUAGCUAUUACAGCAAAAGCAUGCCAUGUGAUUGUUUGAGGACGGUGCCCCAAAUCAAAAUAUUUUUCCACUGGCACAGGUUUCAUAAAUUCACAAAUAGCGAUGAAAUAUUCACUUACUUCUUGAAAAUUAUCCUCCGAUUUGUCAUCUAAAGGUUCCCAGCUAUAACAUGUAGUAUCGUUUUGUUAGAUAAAAUUCUUCUUUAUAUCCCAAAAAGUCUGUUUACUUUGC